Messenger RNA from Linepithema humile (Argentine ant), 4956 nucleotides. The record is from RefSeq and is a predicted model, not a curated record. Lineage: Eukaryota; Metazoa; Arthropoda; Insecta; Hymenoptera; Formicidae.
UCCGAGGCGAUUUGUGGUAUACCCCGUAAGAGUACACGAAAGAAAUCGAUAUGGACUCGCAGGGAAGCGCGAACAGCAUGGCCGAAUCUGCUUCGGGCCAUGGAGAAACUAUGGUGAAGCCAAACGCGCCUUUGCCACAGCAAGGCUUUCAGGUGCGACCGCAGGGUCCUCCUCCGUCCCCGAGAAAUUCGAUAAAUAAUGGUCCCGUAGGCGCGCCCAGGCCGGGACAGCCGCUACGCCGAUUGGACAGUCGUUCCACCCUCGGUCCGCCACCGGCCUCGGGUCAGUUCGUGCAACUCAGACCCUACGGCCCGCCAAGACCACCAGGAGGCGCCGUUUUUCCUCCAAGGCCGCCGCAACCCGGUCAACAGCUGCCGCCGCAGAAUCCACGUUUCGCGUUAUCCCCGGGAAUUCGAGGUCCUCCGCCGCAAGCAGUAGCAGCGGGCCAACGACCACCCUUCGUCGGCAACCAACAAGUCUAUCAAGCGCAGCAGCAGCAGCAGCAGCAACAGCAACAGCAGCAGCAACGCAUCAGCAACGAUCCGCGAUUCCAACGACCGCCGGACAUCGCGCCUCAAAACGAGCCGCGGCGACCUAGUCAAGAAUCCGUUUUACCGAGACAAUUGCUGAGGAAUGACUCGCUAGUGACCCUGCAGCGGCAGCAUCUUUUGUCAAACGAGGAAAUCAAGCAGCCGACGCGACCACGCAUUGUCAUUGAGAAGAUGGCGGAUAUAAAUGAGACCAGCAUCGAUAAACCGGAGAGCUAUCUGCAGAGGAAGAAAUCUGAUGUACGUGAGAAUGGAGAAAACGACGACGACGACGAUGUCGUGAUGGAUAGAGAAAAGUCGCCGCGACACAAUAACGCUGCCGAGGGAUUGGUGAAUGGUUCCAAGUCGCCCUUCACGCCGAGGAGACUCGACGAUACGAGCAAACCCGCGAGCCGACCAGGCACGGCCACCAUCAAAGAUAAGGAAGAGAAAGUGGAAGAUAAGCAAGAUGUUCUCUCAAGACCAAUUUCCACCAUGGAAGUUGCCCAUGUCUCAACGCCAGUUGUCAUUUCUCAAAGCAGACCUUCCUCCGCGAUAAAUGACGAUAAGGAGGAAAAAUUCGCAACGAAAGCUUCGUCGCUCGUCGACAAAGCGUCUCGACCGCCGAGCGCGAUAUCGAUAUCCGAACCAGCCGAAGUGAUCAAGAUGUCUAGCACAAGUCCGUAUCACAAGAACGCGCCUUCGGAUACUUUGCGAUCCGCCACUCCGUCCCGUCUGGACGCGGAACAGGAAUUAAAGACGUCAGACAAGUCGCGUUCCGGCACGCCGGCCGGACUGGAGCCGCCCGGAAACGCGGAAUCGAAGACUCCGGAUAAAUCGCGCGCGAGCACGCCAGCCAGCGGACUGUCGCUGUCGCCGAAUGCGGAGAGAGAAACGCUGAAGACCCCGUCGAAAACGCCGGACAGGUCGCGUUCCAGCACGCCAGCUGCGAGCAGCGACGAGGCGGAGUCGAUGAAACACUCCGUGGAAAGCACUCUGCAGAUGAAGCAACCCAGUAGACCAGCGUCAUCGUUAGGUUCGCCCAGCUCGAUAAAAGACAGCAAGUCGCCGAAAUCACCGAGAUCACCCGACGAGAACGUGAAGGGCUUCGAUGACGGACAGCAGAGAUCGUUAUCAUCUAGCAGCCCUCAAUCUCCGAGACCCGCCGUCAGCGCGAAACCGGCGGAGGGUGAAAAGAAGCGAACGUCCUUCGUUGAAGACGCGAAGAAAGCGAUGGAUAUAGCGGACAAGACAGCGACGUCGCCGACGAAGCCUACGACUCUCGCAGCUAAAACACCACGCGCGCAAACACCGAUGAAACUGGACGACGGGAAAGGAGAAAGGAAAUCUUCGGAGAAAAAAGGGGUCCAAAAUGGUAGUACAAGCGAGUCGCAAGCUAAUGCGCAGACUACAAAUGGAGUCGCGGAUUCGCCAACCAAAAAGUCUAAAGAUAGCGACAAGAGGUCGACGGCUGGAUCGCCUACGAAAUCGCCUAGCAAAUCCGCUAAAUCGCUACCACGAACUCCCGACACACCUUCGUCGACUGCCCAAGAAAAAAAGAAGGUGCCGAUGAACAAAGUUCAAGUCGGCGCUGCGCCUUCGCCGAACUUGAAGGUUGUACGGUCAAAGAUCGGUUCUCUAGACAACGCGAGUUACAAGCCGGGCGGCGGCAAGGUGAAGAUAGAGAACAGGAAGCUGGACUUUGGAAGCAAAGCGCAACCGAAAAUUGCUGCCAAGAACGACAAAUACAUGCCCAGCGGUGGCGACAAAAAGAUCGCCCAAGUGAAACUUCAAUGGAAUGCUAAGUCCAAAGUGGGCUCGUUGGACAACGCAACUUACAAGCCGGGCGGCGGUGAUAAGAAGAUCGAGACGGUAAAACUCGACUUUAAGGACAAGGCGAAGCCAAAAGUCGGAUCUAAGGAUAACGCGAAACACGUUCCCGGUGGCGGCGCCAUUAAGUCCGCAACUCCACCUAAGACACCGCAGGAAACGAAGAACGACAUCCCGAUGCAAAAGGUAGACAUCAAGGCCGAAAGCAAGAUUGGCUCGUUGGAUAACGUAAAGCAUAAGCCGGGCGGUGGUGACAAAAAGAUUUUCAACGACAGAGACUAUCUUCGGCAGACUAGUUCAAACGUUGAAAGCGUGAACGGCAGUGGGUCUCAGAGCCCCGUGCCCUCUGGCGCGAUCACCGACUCCGGCAAGAACGGCCUGCCAGCCUCGGACGAGAACCUGAACCAGGAAUGCUAGGUCAUGAAAAGUCGGCCGAUAGACUCGCUUUAACUAUAUCAUUUGCAUAUGAUUAAUCACGUUUACCUAUCCAUCCCCCUUUAGAGGACGAACGAGCGCGGUUCACGAGCGCGCGCGCGCGAUUGAGAGCAAUAUUGAGGCGGACGGCGCACGGAACUCCUUGAAACAGAAAAAAAAAAAGAACAUUACAAUCGAUAUCUCGUCUAUGCAAAAAUUGCACGACGGACGAACUCAAUUAACGAAUGAAUUAUUGCACCAAUUUGCUGUUUGGACGCGAACUCUGAGUAUUUCCACAUCCUGCAUUUAAAAGAACUUUUAGUUGUCCUUAUGUUAGAAAUCUUUAUGCUGCACGUAAAAGCAGCCUCUAUCACGUAAAUACGUAAAUCACAAAGCACGUAAAAGAAACAAAAAGGACUGAGAAAAAUAUUUCAUUUUAUAUAUAUAUAAAAAGAAAAAUAAGGAGAUUUGAGAAACGAUCUCCUUACGCGUCAGAAAAUCCUUUGCCUUUUUAAGCGAUAACUUUUCUAUCGGUGGUUACAUUCCUGUUGCAGCUCCCCUUUGCGAUCUUUCAAAUCAUUGUGUCGACAUCCUUCACGCGCUCACGCUAUGUAAAUGUUAAUAUUUGCAAGUUAUCGAUUUUUGAUACGCAUUGUGCCAUAACAUUAUCACAAGCUGCAUCGCGUAUAGCAGUGCGCGGCCAUGUGCAAUGAUACGUUUAAUCAAUCGCAAUGCAUGAUGUAUAAUCGCUUAAGAAGUUAAAUGGACAACGCGCGUAAAGAUAACAAACGUAAGACAUAAGACACAAAGUAAACUAAUAUUAAAUGAAUUCAAAUUACUCGUCAUACCUGAUUUUGCAGAAAAUGCGAGUGUAACUUCGUCCAUCUUUGUUAUUCGUUUCGCGGCACUGCAGAAAACGUCAGCGUAAUAUUGUCACUUUCAUUAUUUAAUUUACGACGUUGCUGUAAUUUUUCAUCUCUUUCCAAAACACAUUUGUACGUAAAAAGAAUUUGCAGGAAGAUACCCGUGCGUCGUUGUAUGCGGAAAGAACCAUCUCUAGUCCUCUCAGGGGAAGACGAAUAGACGUUAGACAAACGAAGCGCGCGUAUACAUACAUUACUUUUCGCGUGAGGCAAUCUCAACAGCUGACAGUCCUCGGCGUACUCCGCGCGUACGUCGCAAGCAACUUCACCGUCACUUCGAGCGUCAUUUCGGGCAACGUCGGAUAAAAUGAGCCGCGAACGACGGCGCGUAGUUACCGUUCACAUAGGUAUUUUCGUUCGACGUGGUCGGUCUGAUGAUUUCUGAAAAGGCGAGAGACUGAUCAGCGACAACAAUCUCGAUCGACGGAUCGUCAGAUAUUUGGGGAACCAGUUGCACAGAUAUCGUUUAAUCGUGGAUAACCCGGUAGUUUUUUUUUUUGUCGCUGCAUUUAUCGUUGUAGCCGCGAUUGCAAUGGGAAGGGGGAAGCUGUUGAAGUCUCGGAGCUUUACGCGGAGUUACUGGUUAGCGAGGAUUGUAUCGGUGCAACGAGGCCGGGCGCGAAUUAGGGUUUUGGGCGAAAGGAAAAGUGCCAGAAGAGCCGUGUAACACGCGGGUGAAUCGCGACGUGAUCAGCACGCGCGACACCCGACGUCGGAUACAUCGGGCUGAUUAUAGAUUGCGAUUAGAUGACAGGAUGGGUGUACGAAUUAUUCAAACAUUAUUGCAGCGUACCGUGAUCGGUACGUAUGCCAUCUCGUCGCACCACCGCGAGUGUGUAACGUAUCGCUAGUGCGACAGAGUGAUGAGAGUUUGUCGACGAAGAUCGGAAAGACGAGAGAUCGGUGAUGGAGAAAGUGUCCGAGUCGUGCGACCACGCCAAAAAUGCUAAAAAAAAAAAAUCUCUCACUUACGUCACACUACUACCUUAGGUACCUCGUGCAAUUUACACGUCGCUAGAAAGAGAGAUAUGUAUAACACAUUAUUUACACUGUAUUGCUUCCAUAUGGAUUAUUAAGAGAUACUUCGAUCCAAUUAACAUAUUGCGAUACUUCACGGAGACAAAAUGGUAAUUAACGUUAGACCCUCGUAAUUGUCACAAGUUACCACUUCAUACGAACGCAAUAGUGUAACGACUAUCCAGCGCAUCUUGGAUUAGGGUCGCUGGAGAGGCAUUAUAAUAAUAUUUUUGUUUUUAAAUUUA